Lottia gigantea (owl limpet) is the source of this 546-nucleotide messenger RNA. RefSeq lists its product as hypothetical. The record is from RefSeq and is a predicted model, not a curated record. The transcript has 2 exons. NCBI's taxonomy places the organism in Eukaryota, Metazoa, Mollusca, Gastropoda, Lottiidae. The coding region runs from base 1 to 546 and encodes 181 amino acids.
AUGGGCGAUAAACAUUUACAAGACAUAUAUUUGCAUGCUUGCAUAAACCGUCAAGCACCAAAGCGAAAGCGACCUCGUACUGGCGAGAAAACAGAUAAAAAAGGUGGGAAGCAAUAUACAUAUACUUACAACAUAAAGCUAUCCCCAACUGAAAUGAUUCAUGUUUGUGCUACUGCUUUUACUGCUCUCCACGGUAUUGGUACCUCGAGAUUCAAAAGAAUUCGCAGUGUAACUGAUCUACUCCCACCCACAGAAGGAAGAGGAGGUCAUCAUGAACAUCCAGUUUUAAUUGCAGAUAUCCGACAGCAAAUUAAAGACCAAAUUGCCAGUUUUCCAAGGCGAGAAUCUCAUUAUUCUCGCAAAAACAACAGAAACAGACAAUAUCUCAACGAGAGUCUAACUGUGAAGAGGAUGUGGCUUUUGUAUCUUGAGAAAUAUGAACCGGAGCAGGGACUUUUGUACCAUAAUGAUAGGAAGUCAAUGGACCCACAGAAAGCUGUAAGAAAAGGACAGACUAUAUCUCAAGAGGAAUUGGAAUCUGAUUAA